Molecule: messenger RNA, 4429 nt
Organism: Hermetia illucens (black soldier fly)
Lineage: Eukaryota; Metazoa; Arthropoda; Insecta; Diptera; Stratiomyidae
Exons: 8
Coding region: 176-4429 (1417 amino acids)
Biological process (GO): D-sorbitol catabolic process
Molecular function (GO): L-iditol 2-dehydrogenase (NAD+) activity; zinc ion binding
Source: RefSeq, a predicted model, not a curated record
GACAUUCAGACACGUAAAACAAAAUUCUUAUUAACAUCAAAACGAUAGUAUUAUUCAAUUUCGCCAUUCCCAAAAUCCCAAGUAUUUCGUGCAUAUUUGCGAAAGUUUUUGGAUUCAAAUUUUUUUAGUUUGCAUAGAAAUCUAAAAAAAAAACAUUAACCACACACAAUUGACGAUGCCGUUUCUUGCCACAGUUAACAAUGCAUGCAAGGCAUCAGGAAAACUGCGAACAGCUGUUCGCAUGAUUGACCACUGCAAAACUUAUGGGACGACGGUUGCGCCAUUUAAGGACUUGCACAAAAGUGCAUUUUCAGAAAACAAUUUCACUGAAUUAUGUGAUGUGAGCAAUCAGACAAUGAAGUCCGUUGUCGGAAAACGUUGCAUCUCUUCUACCAACGUCCUGGAAUUAGCAAACCAGCGUAAAUGGCCUGGAGAAAGUGGAGAAAAGAAGAAAUCCCGGAAGGGUCAUUGGGAGCGCAUUGACCACGACUGUAAAAAAAUGCAAGGCGCAAUUCUGUCCCAAGCUGCGACUGCUCCGUUGAAACAUCCCCGGGGUCCACAUGAAAUAAAAAAGUGUGUGGGCAGUUCCUUUGCUGGUGGAUGUCAUGUUCAACCACAGUGUUAUUCUUUUCCUACGUCAACUAAAGAACAAAUCGGAUGUGAUGUCGACAAAGUAACCUCGUUCCAAGAAAAUGAAGUAAGGAUCUUCUCCCCCUCGAAAGCGCUUUUACAGCACAGUCAACCUUCCGAAAAUUCUCUUGAGUCGUCUGCGUUGGUGAACUCGAUAUUCUGCAUUAUCAAUGAAGUUAUAAUGAUAGCUUCUUUUUACAUUACUUCCUGUAUGUCCUGGCAAGAACUGUCCAAAGAAAAUGGUGUUUGCAACAAAGUCGUCCCAUUUCUUUUAAACUUUAAGGGAAAUAACGAGGACGAAAAUCAAAAUGAGAAUCGAGUGUUAGUGAGAUCUUCCAAGCGGCAAGGAACUUCAACAUUACUAGCUUCCUCAGCAAAACUAGCAACUACUGGAUUCAUGAAAUACUCAACGACUUCGCAUUCAUCCGGCUUAGAUCAGGCCUCAGGAAGUCAAGGGUCUGAAGAAACUGAGACUAGAAAAAAUCAUCCGGAACCUCGAAACUCUUCAAGUGUUAAGGGGAAGGACAUUACAACUGGAGAGCCAGCUGUUUUGAACCUAUUUGAAAUGCUUUCGAUUUUCGGUCAUAUUAUCACCCCUCCAUUGUACAGCCGGAGUGAUGAUGGAGGAAAGCCAGGGCAAGGUUCAGAUAAAAACCCAAAUCAGGAUCACAAAGGUGGUAAGUCCGGGGAAAAUCCAGCAACGUCAAUUGAUUGUAGUAAAUAUGUGAAUGGCAAAGGUACAGGCGAGAAGGAAGCCAUUAAAAGAUCGGCGUCAUCAGAGCCAAUAGAUUGUAGUAAAUACAAAAUUGAAGGGACAGAUGACAAGAAAGCUGAUGCGCAUAAAAUGCCGGAGAUUGAUUGCAGCAAGCAUCAAACAGAUCAAAGUAAAAAUACUGAAAAGGCAGAUAGUGGUAGUAAGGUCGAAAAGAUUGAAAAGGAUGGGGUCAAAGGAAGGUCCCAGGGACCAGCAAUGGCAGGAAAGCCAGAAUCGAAGUUUGAACCAAUAGACUGUAGCAAAUACAUCGAGAAAAAGGACUUAAAAAGUGCAGGAAUUGAAUCAGAUGCUGGCAAAAAGGCAACUGAAAAAUCAAAAGAAGGACAAAGCGUUACAGGACUUUGUGAUGGAAAAAAGUCAGGAGAAAGCACCCCAGAAGGAAGACCCGAGUACAAAGCGCCCACCGCAAAAGCAUCUUCAAAAUCAACGGAUCCUUGCAAACCUGGUGAGGAUCGAAAAGAUAUAAAACCAGAAAUACGUUCAACCGCUGACAAAUCUGGAGAAUCUAAAACUGCCGAAUCUCAUGAACCCUCGUCGAAAACAAUAGAUUGUAGUAAAUACAAACCAGGUCAAAGCCAAAGCGAUAAAAAACCGGAAGUUCGUUCAACGACGGACAAAACUGGAGAAUCUAAUGCCGCUGGGAGUGAUAAGUCUUCCACAAAACCAAUAGAUUGUAGUAAAUACAAGGUAGGUCAGGAUGGUGGCGUCAAAAUGACUGGAAACACUUCAACAGCUGGCAAACCAGAUUCAAAGGAUCAAUCAUCAAAAUUAGUAGAUAAUAGUGAUUACAAACCAGGAAGCAGUAAAAAAGAAGAUCAUCCUCCCAAAGCAGACAACCUGGGAGAAGGACGUUCAGCAAAGAUGCCUGAAGCUCAAAGUCCUACAUCAAAACCAAUAGAUUGUAGUAAAUACAAAGUUGGUCAGGAGGAAAGUGGGAAAAAGACGGAACAUAAACCAGGAGAUCCAGGACUACGCUCAGGUGGUGACAAAUCUGGAGGAUCUGUUUCGCCUGGAGUUCAUAAACCUGAAGGACGUUCAACAGCUGGUGAACACAAAUUAGGCAAGAGCCAAAGUGACAAAAAACCAGAAGCACGCUCAACAGAUGGCAAGCCUCAAGGACGAAAUACAUUCGAUACCCAGGAACAUUCAUCAGCACCAAUAGAUUGUAGUACAUAUGAGGUAGCAGGUCAGGAUAAACGUGGAAAAACAUCAGAGAAAUCUCCAGCUUCUCGAAAAGCUGAAACAUUUAACGCAUCCGAUCACCAUAAGCCAAAAGAACAGCCAGCCGCUGACAAAUCUGAUAAACUAAAUGGGCCUGAAGCGCAUAGACCUUCAUCAAAAUCAAAGGUUUGUGCUGACCCCAAAUCCGAUCGGGAUCAGCGAAGUAAAAAGAUGGAAGGACCUUCAAUUAGUAACAAACAUGAAAGUGGUAAACCUGAAAACCAGACGUCAUCACAUAAAGAUCCACGCGAAUCUGAUAAAAAGUCAAAAGAACGUUCACUAGCAAUUGGGAAACCUGAGAAUAGUAUUAACUCCCCGGCAUCCGGAGGAGAUAAAAUUAGUCCUAAAAUGCAGUCUUUGAAAGAGGAUUGUGGCGAUAUGGGAGCAAGUGCUGUGAAAGCUUCGGCUGUAGCAGCGAAAAAAAGCGAACCACCGAUAAAUGCUGGUGCGAAAACUUCGGAACCAGGAUCACCAACGAAUGUCACAGAUAAAGGAAAGAAAGACCACAUGUCUACUUCGGGAUCCUCCUCUCCUCGUGACAUUAUCAAAGACCUCUGUAAGAAUCGCGAACGAAAAUCAACUGACGCUGCCUCAACCCAUAGUACGAAGUCGCAAGAUUGUAGGCCUGUGAUGUGCACGAAGAAGAAAGCUGCUCCACCACCACCUAAAUCUGAACCUGUCAAACGAAUAAAAGUUGAAGAGAAACCGAAGUUGUUUAAUUGUUGCCUAAAAAUCGUUGAACCUCGAAAAGUGGAAAUAGAAAAUUGUCCAAUGCCAGAACUUCCGGAUGACCAUGUGGUUGUCAAAAUGCAUUCUCUAGGACUUUGCGGAUCUGAUGUAUUCAUGUUCGUUCAGGGUCUACAAAAGACCGAGAAAACUGACAUUAGCCUGGGGCACGAAGGAGCUGGAGUUGUCUUAGAUGUUGGUCGUAAUGUAGAAAACUUGAAACGAGGGGAUGGUGUUGUAAUAGAGCCUGGCGUUCCGUGCGGUUGUUGCAAGUUUUGUAAAAAAGGACGUUAUAAUCUUUGCGAUAAAGUCAACUUUACGGGGCUUUUGUCAACAUAUGUGGGCCACCCGGCAGAGUUUUGCCAUAAGGUGCCUCGUGAAACUGAUCUAGAACUUGCAGCUUUGGCACAUCCUUUAGCAUUGGCUUUACAUGCAUGCCACCGAGGAGCGGUUUCAGUUGGGACAAGAGUUUUGGUUUUGGGUGCUUGUCCUAGAGGAUUAUCUACAGUCAUUGCAGCAAGAUCGAUGGGUGCUGAUAAAAUUGCUAUUAUAGAUACCCAAGAAAAAAAUCUUCGUGUCGCCGCGGAACUUUGCGCUGAUAUAACAAUUCUAGCAAAUCAUUCCAUGUCUUCUGGUGAACUUGCCGAGAAAGCUUUGUCUGAGAUGAAGUGUCGUCCAAAUGUGGUCAUCGAUUGUUGUGGAUGUACGAAAACUGCUGACUUAGCUGUCCUAGCCUCGGAACAAGGAGGACAUUGCGUGCUGUCUGGAUGCCAGUCAGAAACUGCGAAUCUUCCUAUUUUGCCGGCCUUAGCGAAGGAAAUCUGCUAUGAUACCAGUUUCCGAUCUGCAAACAUGUUUCCUAAAGCUGUCGGUCUCAUUUCGACCAAUCGGGCAGCGGUCUGUAAAAUGAUCACUCACCGAAUGGAAUUCUGUGAGGCCCAAAGAGCAUUCGAUUGUGCUUCCAAGGAGGCUGAAAGUGGGGCUAUAAAGGUAAUGGUCAAGUGGCCCCACUCACAUGAUGAGGGCGAAGCAAGAUUCAAGAAAUCCAAAUCGAAAGCAAAGAAACCCAGGAACUAA